Molecule: messenger RNA, 1525 nt
Organism: Hevea brasiliensis (rubber tree)
Lineage: Eukaryota; Viridiplantae; Streptophyta; Magnoliopsida; Malpighiales; Euphorbiaceae
Product: protein trichome birefringence-like 19
Exons: 2
Coding region: 56-1387 (443 amino acids)
Cellular component (GO): Golgi apparatus
Molecular function (GO): O-acetyltransferase activity
Source: RefSeq, a predicted model, not a curated record
CAAUAAAUACAUAUGCGAGGUCUCUUUGUCCUAAUUUUCUCUCUCUCUCUCUCAAAUGAAGCUUCAAGCUAUGGAGCUUAUUCCAUUUGGCAAAUCUCACGCACUAAAAAAGACGCCAUUAACUAUAGUCCUACUAGGAACCUUUGCCCUACUUCUUCUCACAAUAAUUCCUCUAUGUUACCCUUUACCAGGGUACCCUUCAUAUUUGCUGCAAAAUUUUCCUAAGUCACCACCUUCUUCAUCACAUGGUCUUAAGGAUGAUGACCCAGUAACUAAGAAAUGCGAUAUAUUCUCUGGAGAAUGGGUACCAAAUCCUGAAGCCCCAUACUACACAAAUACAACAUGUUGGGCAAUACAUGAGCAUCAAAAUUGCAUGAAAUAUGGCAGACCAGACACAGAGUUCAUGAAAUGGAGAUGGAAACCUGAUGGGUGUGAGCUACCAGUUUUUGACCCUGCUCAGUUCCUGCAAAUUGUUAGAGGCAAAUCUAUGGCCUUUGUUGGAGACUCUGUGGGUAGAAACCAAAUGCAGUCUUUGAUAUGCCUUCUUUCCAGGGUGGAAUAUCCCAUAGAUGUUUCAUAUACACCAGAUGAGCAAUUCAAACGUUGGAGGUACCCAUCUUACAAUUUCACCAUGGCAACAUUUUGGUCACCCCAUUUAGUGAAGGCAGAAGAAGCAGAUGCCAAUGGACCAACCCAUACUGGCCUUUUCAAUCUCUACCUUGAUCAAUUCAAUGAAGAAUGGACUACCCAGAUCGAAGAAUUCGAUUAUCUCAUCAUAAAUGCUGGCCAUUGGUUCUUUCGUCCAUCUGUUUACUACCAAAAUCACCAAAUUGUUGGCUGCCGCUUUUGCCUCUUAGACAAUGUCACAGAUUUGCCAAUGUCUUAUGGGUACAGAAUGGCUUUUAGGACUGCCUUUAGAGCUAUUAAUAGCUUAGAGAAUUUUAAGGGCAUAACCUUCCUUAGGACAUUUGCACCUUCACACUUUGAAAAUGGCGAGUGGAACCGAGGGGGUAAUUGCUUGAGAACAAGACCUUAUAGGACCAAUGAAACCAAAUUAGAGGGUAUAAACUUGGACCUCUAUGUGACCCAAGUAGAGGAGUUUAAGCUUGCCGAAAGGGAAGGGAAUAAAGUGGGCUUGAAGUUUAGGUUGCUUGACACUACACAGGCCAUGUUGCUGAGACCAGACGGUCACCCGAGUAGAUAUGGGCAUUGGCCACAUGAAAAUGUCACAUUGUAUAAUGAUUGUGUGCACUGGUGCUUGCCUGGACCAAUUGACACAUGGAGUGAUUUCUUGCUGGAGAUGUUGAAGAUGGAAGGCGGCGGUCAUGAUAAGAACUCAAAUCAGGAGAAGCUUCGUUCAAGUGACAGGAAAAUGAAGUUCAGAUAAAUUCAUUUCUUUGUAAAUUUUUUUUUAGCUUUUAUUAAUUUAGUGGUUCUUUAUUUUUGUAUUUCAGGCUUGUGGUGGAUUAAUUUGUAAAUCUAGAUUCAUGCAAUGAGAUGGAUGCAUAUACGAUGAUGAGCUUCA